Laetiporus sulphureus 93-53 is the source of this 447-nucleotide messenger RNA. RefSeq names its product 60S ribosomal protein L23. Gene Ontology annotation, cellular component: ribosome; mitochondrial large ribosomal subunit. Gene Ontology annotation, molecular function: mRNA binding; structural constituent of ribosome. Lineage: Eukaryota; Fungi; Basidiomycota; Agaricomycetes; Polyporales; Laetiporaceae. The transcript has 4 exons. The coding region runs from base 1 to 447 and encodes 148 amino acids. The record is from RefSeq and is a predicted model, not a curated record. Gene Ontology annotation, biological process: negative regulation of translation; translation.
AUGUCCCAGGCCAUUGGCAACACUGCACUCGCGUACGCCAGGGUGUGGCACCAUGUCGACGCCUCCGACCGCAUCCUGGGCAAACUCGCCGAGCGCAUCGCCAUCGUCCUCAUGGGCAAGCACAAGCCCGUAUUCGACCCCAGUUUGGAUUGUGGUGACUAUGUAGUGGUCACGAACGCACGGAAGGUCAAGGUGACGGGAAAGAAGGCGGAUCAAAUCAUUUACAGGCAUCAUACGAUGUAUCCGGGCAAUCUGAAGGAAAUUAAAUACAAAGACAUGAUGAAACGGAAACCCGACGAGAUUAUCCGAAAGGCAGUCUCAGGCAUGCUGCCCAAAAACAAGUUGCGCGACCGCAGACUGGAGAGGCUGCGGAUAUUCGAGGGAGAUGACAUGGGUAUCUUUGCGGAGAACAUCCUAAAGCGGUGGGAAGACGGUACUAUGCGGUAG